Messenger RNA from Brassica napus (rape), 1480 nucleotides. RefSeq names its product transcription factor RAX2. The record is from RefSeq and is a predicted model, not a curated record. The transcript has 3 exons. The coding region runs from base 509 to 1378 and encodes 289 amino acids. NCBI's taxonomy places the organism in Eukaryota, Viridiplantae, Streptophyta, Magnoliopsida, Brassicales, Brassicaceae.
GGGGACGUCAAAGGAAACUUUAACCCAUUAGUCCAAUUUUUUCCUUCGCAAAACCCUUUGUCCAACUUUUUGAAAAAUAUAUAAAAAUAAAAGAGCAUUGAAUCACUAGAUUAAUUAAAGUUAUUAAUUUCGUCUUCAAGAAUUGUUAACAAAAAAUCUCCACUUUGACCACUUAAACCAGCUGUAAUUGUUUUGCUUUGGUGACCAAAAAAACACACACUCAUUUUUAUUUUUAUACACCGCGCUCUCUCCCUCUCUCUCCAAUAUACUAAUGAAGUUAAUCCACAUGUGGAGAAGAGUAAAAGGCUUAUGGAAAGAAAAAUAAAAAUAAUUUUUUUCAUUGACUUGGGCGUUUCCUAUACAUAUGCAAUAAAUAUGUCUUUGUAUUUGAUAAUUACAGAACCAGAGAACUCUUUUUCUUUCUCUUCUUCUCUCUUUCAAAAAACAAACCAAACUUCCUCAAGCAAAACACAUAGAUUAGCUAAGAACUGAGAGAGAUCGGAGAGAGAUGGGGAGAGCUCCAUGUUGUGACAAGGAAAAUGUGAAGAGAGGUCCAUGGUCUCCUGAAGAAGACGCAAAGCUUAAAGAUUACAUAGAGAAACAAGGAACUGGUGGGAAUUGGAUAACUCUCCCUCGCAAAGCUGGUUUAAGGAGAUGUGGGAAGAGUUGCAGACUGAGAUGGUUGAAUUAUUUGAGACCAAACAUAAGACAUGGAGAUUUCACUGAGGAAGAAGACAAUAUUAUCUGCAGCCUCUUUGCCUCCAUCGGAAGCAGGUGGUCAGUAAUAGCAGCUCACCUGCAUGGUAGAACUGAUAAUGACAUCAAGAACUAUUGGAACACUAAGCUUAAGAAGAAACUCAUUGCCACUAUGGCUCCUCCACGACAUCAUCAUCUCUCAGCCAUUGCUUCAUCAUCAUCAUCAUCACCAUCACCAUCAUCACACUACAACAUGAUCAAUAGUCUUCUUCCUUAUGACCCCUCAAUAUCUACAAACCAGCUGAUCACGCCUCAUCGGGGGAUGAUGACGAUGAUGGGCCGACAACAACAACUAUUAUACCAAGAAGACAUGGGCAGUUUGGUAAAUUCUCUAAACAGCAACAAGUUCGCAAUGAGCCAUCAAGACGAUAACCAGAAGCAAAGUACAAAUAAGGGAAUAAUGUUGUUGAGUGAUGUAAGAAGUGGGUCAAGUACAACAAGUACAGUAACAAGAGUGAAGAUGGAGCAUCAUGAUUAUCAUCAUGAAGAAACUGAGAGAUCAAUGGAAGGUUAUGAAAUGGAUGAGAUAAAUCAUUUAAUAAGUAGUAGUUGUACGAGUAGUAGCAAUAGCUUGUGGUUUGAUGAAAGCAAAAGAGAGGAUAAGUUCAUGUUGUAUUAUUGAUCUCUCUCACCAACUUUGAUCCAAUCUCCAUAUUCUCUCCCUUUUUCUCAAAACUAAAAAUAAACUAUUAAAAAUUUGUUUUUCUAGUUUGAACAUGUUAUU